This is a messenger RNA of Aegilops tauschii subsp. strangulata, 3136 nucleotides long. NCBI's taxonomy places the organism in Eukaryota, Viridiplantae, Streptophyta, Magnoliopsida, Poales, Poaceae. The record is from RefSeq and is a predicted model, not a curated record.
GCUCGCUCAUCCCUUCAAAAAGGCCCAAACACUAUCGCGCACAGCUGCUCGCUCGUCUCACCCCUCCCUCUCUCCUGCGGCGGCCGCAGGCAAUUCGGCGGCGGCCGGUCGAAGGCGGCCCCUGCACCGGCGGAUCUGCAGGUGCGGCGCCCCCUCCUCCGUCUCCACCUUCCCAUCCCCGCAAGUUGACCUUGGCGCCACCGCCGACGCCUCGCUAAUCGCCCGGCCAAACCCUUUCCACCCCAUUUCCUCCCCGCCGUCUCCACCCCGUUCCGCAAUCUUAGACAUCGGUUUCGAAGCGUCCAGAUCCGCCCCGGCUAGUAUCCUGUGCCUUGCGUCGAAGACUUCAAGAUCGUUCUUUUGUAUUUCCGUUAUUCUUGGCUCACAUUGAAGGAUUCACAUUUUGAGGUAAAAUGAGUGGUGCUCCAAAAAGAUCGCAUGAGGAGGGUAGCCACUCUACACCCGCGAAACGGCCUUUGGACGAUAGCAGCUUGUACUCGAGCCCUUCUGGGAAACUCAUUCAACCAGGCGGCAGUGAUUUCCAUGGUCCUUUUGAACAUGAUGGAAGAUUUGCCAAAGUACCACGUGUUGAGUCACGUGAUGAUAAGAGGCCACCUCUGACACAUCGGAUGCCUGUUGGCUCUUCCAACUUUGUUGACCACCCAACCUCAUCUGACAGCAGAUUAGAAUCAAAACAAAACAAAGAUGCACGGGACACCAAGGUUGACGACCGGGAGGCAAAAGCUGAUGCUCGGGAUGUCCAUAGUGAUAGCAGGAUUGAAUUUCAAGGCAAUAAAGCUGAGACUGAUGUGAAGACAAACAACAGAGCAGAUGACACUGAAAUAAGAGUUGACCGGAGGGCGCAUGGUGAUUUCACAGGUGAUGUUGUCAAAUCGGAUAAGGAUAGCCAUCCUACUGGAACUUCAUGCAUAGCCUGGAAAGAUAAUAAAGACCAUAGAGGUAAAAGAUGUGUUGAUCAGCCAGAUGAUACUGCAGGAUGGCGUUUUCUUCGUCCUGGUAUGCAAGGCACUGAUGAAACUCUCAAGGUUCAAACUAUUGUGGAAGAGCGCAGCUCCAAGGAUGCACAUGAAUCUACUGGUGAGAAUAAAAUAGAACCUAAAAGUGAAGAUAAGUUUAGAGACAAGGACAGGAGAAAGAAAGAUGAAAAAUAUAGAGAUUUUGGUGCAAGAGACGCUGAUAGAAAUGAUCGCAGAAUUGGUAUUCAGCUUGCAGGUGGUAGUGUUGAACGAAGAGAAAUUCAAAGGGAUGAUCGGGAUGCUGAAAAAUGGGACAGGGAAAGAAAAGAUUCCCAGAAGGACAAGGAAAACAAUGACCGCGAGAAGGAUUCUGCCAAGAAGGAUUCAUUUGUAGCAGUUGACAAGGAGAACACAAUACUGGAAAAAACUGCUUCUGAUGGAGCUGUUAAACCUGCUGAACAUGAGAGUACAGCUGCUGAAAUGAAGACACUUAAAGAUGACACAUGGAAAUCUCAUGAUAGGGAUCUUAAGGACAAGAAAAGAGAGAAGGAUGUGGAUACAGGAGACAGGCAUGACCAAAGGAGUAAAUACAAUGACAAAGAAUCUGAUGAUACUGGUCCUGAAGGAGAUACAGAGAAAGAUAAGGAUACUUUUGGAAGUAUACAGCGCAGGAGGAUGGCACGUCCAAAGGGAGGUAGUCAAGCAUCUCAACGGGAACCUCGAUUCCGGUCCAAAAUGCGUGAUGGUGAAGGGUCUCAAGGUAAAUCUGAGGUAUCUGCAAUUGUAUAUAAAGCUGGUGAAUGCAUGCAAGAGCUUCUGAAAUCAUGGAAAGAGUUUGAAGCUACCCCAGAUGCUAGAAAUGCUGAGAAUCAACAAAAUGGUCCUACUCUUGAAAUUCGGAUACCUGCGGAGUUUGUUACUUCCACGAAUCGGCAAGUAAAAGGCGCUCAGCUUUGGGGAACAGAUGUUUAUACAAAUGAUUCAGACCUUGUGGCUGUGUUAAUGCAUACUGGUUACUGCUCCCCUACAUCAUCACCUCCACCAUCUGCCAUCCAAGAACUGCGUGCAACUGUUCGUGUGCUACCACCACAAGACAGCUAUACUUCAACACUAAGGAACAAUGUCCGUUCGCGUGCUUGGGGCGCUGGUAUUGGUUGUAGCUUCCGCAUAGAACGCUGCUGCAUUGUUAAGAAAGGUGGUGGUGCCAUUGAUCUUGAGCCUCGCCUUAGCCAUACGUCAGCCGUGGAGCCUACACUGGCUCCAGUUGCAGUGGAGCGUACAAUGACAACAAGAGCAGCAGCUUCUAAUGCAUUACGUCAACAAAGAUUUGUUCGGGAAGUUACAAUCCAGUACAAUCUCUGCAACGAGCCAUGGUUAAAGUACAGUAUAAGCAUUGUGGCGGACAAGGGAUUGAAGAAGUCUCUUUAUACUUCUGCGAGGCUGAAAAAAGGCGAAGUCAUAUACUUGGAAACACAUUUCAAUAGUUCUCGCAGGUAUGAGCUGUGCUUUAGUGGGGAAAAGCCUCGCUCCAUUGGAUCAAAUUCCAGUGCAUCUGAUUUGGAACCGGAAAAACACCAGAACAAUAGCCACCACCAUUUGCAAAACGGGGACAGGGGCGCCAUGGAACAUGAACUCCGGGACGUGUUCCGAUGGUCACGGUGUAAGAAGGCCAUGCCUGAGGUUGCCAUGAGAUCUAUUGGUAUCCCACUGCCAGCUGAACAAGUUGAGGUGCUGCAGGACAAUCUGGAGUGGGAGGACGUGCAGUGGUCGCAGACCGGCGUCUGGGUUUCUGGGAAGGAGUAUCCGCUCGCCCGCGUGCAUUUCCUCUCGGCGAACUAGCGAUGGCGCACUCCGGUAGCAGCAGGCCAGGCCAGGCCAGCCUAUGAAGAAACCAUUUUCUUCUUUCUUGAAUGCUGCUGCUUUGCCACCGUGCCAUGCCAUGUUGUUUGUGUAUAAAAGAGGGAAAAGAGAAGAGAAGCUCAGCUGUUGUAGGCCGUGUUGUGCCUGUAAUCUUUGUUACACACCAAUAACCGUUAUAUGUCUGUCUGAGAGAUGUAAUUCUUGGUUCUUGAGUUAGGCAAAACCGGAUUAUUAUUCGCUGAUUAUUGAAUGCUGGAUGUCAGUUGGAACUAUUUAUCAUCGAAUGUUUCUUUGUUGUA